CAGCUGUCCAGGUGCCCUGCCUGUCUGUCCCCUGAAGAUGGACAUGAUGGAUGGCUGCCAGUUCUCGCCUUCUGAGUACUUCUACGACGGCUCCUGCAUCCCAUCUCCCGACGGUGAGUUCGGGGAUGAUUUUGAGCCAAGAGUGGCUGCCUUUGGGGCGCACAAACCAGAGCUGCAAGGCUCGGACGAGGAUGAGCACGUGCGAGCACCUACUGGCCACCAUCAGGCUGGCCACUGCCUUAUGUGGGCCUGCAAAGCGUGCAAGAGGAAGUCCACCACUAUGGAUCGGCGGAAGGCAGCCACCAUGCGCGAGCGGAGACGUCUGAAGAAGGUCAACCAGGCUUUCGAGACGCUUAAGAGGUGCACCACCACCAACCCCAACCAGAGGCUGCCCAAGGUGGAGAUCCUGAGAAAUGCUAUCCGCUACAUCGAGAGCCUGCAAGAGCUGCUAAGGGAGCAGGUAGAAAAUUUCUACGGCCUGCCAGGACAGAGUUGCUCAGAGCCCACCAGCCCCACGUCCAAUUGCUCCGACGGCAUGCCUGAAUGCAACAGUCCUGUCUGGUCCAGAAAAAGCAGCAGUUUUGAUAGCAUCUAUUGUCCUGAUGUACCAAACGUAUAUGCCACAGAUAAAAGCUCCUUAUCCAGCUUGGAUUGCUUAUCCAGCAUCGUGGAUCGAAUCACCAGCUCAGAGCAACCCACACUGCCUCUCCAGGAACAUGUGUCUCUCUCCCCAGUCGCCAACAUUGAUUCACAGCCUGUGACUCCAGGGGCCUCUAGUUCCAGGCUCAUCUAUCAUGUGCUAUGAACUGAAAAUCUAUUCUUGAUCAGCACUGCCAAGAGGGCCUAUGACACAG
Molecule: messenger RNA, 854 nt
Organism: Condylura cristata (star-nosed mole)
Lineage: Eukaryota; Metazoa; Chordata; Mammalia; Eulipotyphla; Talpidae
Gene: MYF5
Product: myogenic factor 5
Exons: 3
Coding region: 38-805 (255 amino acids)
Biological process (GO): regulation of transcription by RNA polymerase II; muscle organ development; positive regulation of myoblast differentiation
Molecular function (GO): protein dimerization activity; RNA polymerase II cis-regulatory region sequence-specific DNA binding; DNA-binding transcription factor activity, RNA polymerase II-specific
Source: RefSeq, a predicted model, not a curated record